Messenger RNA from Phoenix dactylifera (date palm), 4121 nucleotides. Its product is annotated as splicing factor. The record is from RefSeq and is a predicted model, not a curated record. Gene Ontology annotation, biological process: spliceosomal complex assembly. Gene Ontology annotation, molecular function: mRNA binding. Lineage: Eukaryota; Viridiplantae; Streptophyta; Magnoliopsida; Arecales; Arecaceae.
GUUUUAGGUGAGGGUUUCGAUCCCGCGAGAGGAAUGGACUCCCUGGACACGGAGAUCGCCCGGGGCCCAGGAGGAGCGGCGAAGAUGGAGGAGGUGGCGCCGCUCACCUCCGUCACCUUCGACGCCGACCUCUACGGCGGCACGAACCGCUUCGAGGGCUACGAGCGCUCCAUCGCGGUCACCGAGGAGGACGACGACCAGGACGCCGACGGCCGCGACCUCGCGCGCCGGAUGGCCUCCUACACCGGCCCCAAGUCCCUCAAGGAAAUACCCAGGGGCGCCGAGGCAGAGGACGACUCCGGCUUCAAGAAGCCCCAGCGGAUCAUCGACCGGGAGGACGAUUACAGGCGCCGGCGGCUCCAGAGAAUCAUAUCGCCGGACAGGAACGAUCCGUUCGCCAGCGGGGGCACGCCAGAUCCCUCGGUGAGGACCUAUGCUGAUGUGAUGAGAGAACAGGCGCUCCAGAAGCAGAAGGAGGAGAUGCUGAAGGAGAUCGCCAAGAAGAAGGAGGAGGAGAAAAAUAAGGCGGCAGCAGAGCCGGCUCCCCCAGCCCAGAAGAGGAGGAACAGGUGGGACCAGUCACAGGAGCCGCCGGAUGCUGCAACCAAAAAAGCAAAGACUACGUCCGAUUGGGAUGCUCCUGAUUCGACUCCUGUAGGGCGAUGGGAUGCGACUCCAACCCCUGGGAGGGUUGCUGACGCCACUCCUUCGGUGAGGAGGAACCGAUGGGAUGAGACACCGACUCCUGGGCGCUUGGCUGAUGCUGAUGCUACGCCUGCUGCUGGUGGAGUCACCCCUGGUGCAACCCCUGCAGGCAUGACAUGGGAUGCCAUCCCAAGCUCAGGCCUUGCCACCCCUACGCCCAAGCGCCAGAGGUCGAGGUGGGAUGAGACCCCAGCAAGCAUGGGCAGUGCCACACCAUUGCCUGGUGCUGCAACCCCAGCAGCUGCGUUCACUCCCGGGGUUACUCCUGUUGGUGGGGUUGAUCUCGCAACCCCAACCCCUGGGGCUAUCAAUCUCCGUGGCGCCAUCACUCCAGAGCAGUAUAAUCUGCUGAGGUGGGAGAGGGAUAUUGAGGAGAGGAACCGCCCAUUGACGGAUGAGGAGCUCGACGCAAUGUUCCCACAAGAAGGGUACAAGAUUCUCGACCCACCUGCAUCUUAUGUGCCAAUAAGGACUCCUGCAAGGAAGCUAUUGGCUACUCAUCCUCUGGGCACUCCUCUUUAUACGAUCCCUGAAGAGAAUCGUGGGCAGCAGUUUGAUGUUCCAAAAGAAGCUCCUGGUGGGUUGCCUUUCAUGAAGCCUGAGGAUUACCAGUACUUUGGAGCUCUGUUAAAUGAAGAGGAAGAGGAGCAGCUCUCUCCAGAGGAGCAGAAGGAGAGGAAGAUCAUGAAGCUAUUGCUCAAGGUGAAGAAUGGGACGCCGCCACAGAGGAAAACAGCACUUCGGCAGCUCACAGAUAAGGCCCGGGAAUUUGGGGCUGGUCCACUCUUCAACAAGAUCUUGCCUUUGCUCAUGCAGCCAACUCGAGAUCAAGAGCGCCACCUUCUGGUCAAAGUUAUUGACAGGGUGCUAUAUAAACUAGAUGAGCUGGUUCGGCCUUUUGUUCACAAAAUUCUCGUCGUUAUAGCUCUUUUGAUUGAUGAGGACUAUUAUGCUCGUGUGGAAGGGAGGGAGAUAAUUUCCAACCUUAGUAAAGCAGCUGGUCUUGCCACUAUGAUUGCUGCAAUGAGGCCAGAUAUUGAUAAUAUUGAUGAGUAUGUGAGAAAUACAACGGCAAGAGCUUUCAGUGUGGUGGCUUCUGCUCUUGGUAUUCCUGCUCUCUUGCCAUUUCUUAAAGCUGUCUGUCAGAGUAAGAAGUCCUGGCAAGCACGGCACACAGGUAUCAAGAUUGUGCAGCAGAUUGCAAUUCUAAUGGGAUGUGCUGUUCUUCCGCACCUAAGGUCCCUUGUGGAAAUUAUAGAGCAUGGUCUCAGUGAUGAGAAUCAGAAGGUGAGAACUAUUACUGCCCUGUCUCUCGCUGCACUUGCUGAAGCAGCUGCACCUUAUGGUAUAGAGAGCUUUGAUUCAGUGUUGAAGCCUCUUUGGAAGGGUAUUAGAUCUCAUCGUGGGAAGGUUCUUGCUGCUUUCUUAAAGGCAAUUGGUUUUAUCAUUCCUCUCAUGGAUGCAGUAUAUGCGAGUUAUUACACAAAGGAAGUGAUGAUUAUACUGAUCCGUGAGUUCCAGUCACCAGAUGAGGAAAUGAAGAAGAUUGUGAUCAAAGUUGUCAAGCAGUGUGUGAGUAGAGGCGUGGAGGCAGAUUACAUCCGGAAUGACAUUCUUCCUGAGUUCUUCAGAAACUUCUGGGUCAGGAGGAUGGCUCUGGAUCGCCGGAAUUACAGGCAGCUUGUGGAAACAACUGUGGAGAUAGCAAACAAGGUAGGGGUUGCAGAUAUUGUAGGAAGAGUUGUGGAGGAUCUUAAAGAUGAGAGUGAGCCUUACAGACGUAUGGUGAUGGAGACAAUUGAAAAGGUUGUUGCCAACUUGGGGGCGUCGGAUAUUGAUGCUCGGUUGGAAGAGCUUCUUAUUGAUGGGAUUUUGUAUGCCUUCCAAGAACAGACAAGUGAUGAUGCAAAUGUUAUGCUUAAUGGAUUUGGUGCUGUAGUGAAUGCCUUAGGGCAGAGGGUUAAACCUUACCUUCCACAAAUCUGCGGUACUAUAAAGUGGCGUCUGAACAACAAGAGUGCGAAAGUCAGGCAACAAGCAGCUGAUCUUAUAUCACGGAUUGCCAUUGUCAUGAAGCAGUGCCAUGAAGAGCAACUGAUGGCUCUUGGUGUUGUUCUGUAUGAGUACCUGGGCGAGGAGUACCCUGAGGUCUUGGGAUCUAUUUUAGGAGCUUUGAAAGCCAUAGUUAAUGUUAUUGGUAUGACUAAAAUGACACCACCUAUCAAGGAUCUGCUUCCCAAGACUGACCCCCAUCUUAAAGAAAGACAUGAGGUCCAGGAGAACUGUAUUGACCUUGUUGGUAGGAUUGCUGAUCGUGGUGCCGAGUUUGUCCCUGCCAGAGAGUGGAUGAGGAUCUGCUUUGAGCUUCUUGAGUUGAAGGCACACAAGAAGGGUAUCAGGAGAGCGACUGUGAACACUUUUGGAUAUAUUGCAAAAGCUAUCGCACAGGAUGUCUUGGCAACCCUUCUGAACACCUGAAGGGUACAAGAGCGUCAGAAUCGUGUGUGUACUACUGUUGCUAUUGCCAUAGUUGCAGAAACUUGCUCUCCAUUUACGGUUUUUGCUGCCCUUAUGAAUGAGUACCGUGUGCCGGAGCUGAAUGUUCAGAAUGGGGUUUUAAAGUCUCUCCUCUUUUAUUUGAGUAUAGUAGGAGAAAUGGGCAAGGAUUACAUAUAUGCUGUUACACCUUUGCUCGAGGAUGCUUUGAUGGACAGGGAUCUUGUUCACAGGCAGACUGCUGCUUCAGCUGUUAAGCACAUGGCUCUGGGAGUUGCCGGGUUGGGUUGUGAGGAUGCACUAGUCCAUUUGCUCAAUUAUGUGUGGCCGAACAUAUUUGAGACUCCCCAUGUUAUAAAUGCUGUGAUGGAAGCCAUUGAGGGGAUGAGGGUUGCAUUAGGUGCAGCUGUCGUUCUGAAUUACUGUCUUCAGGGUUUAUUCCAUCCGGCAAGGAAAGUUCGGGAGGUGUAUUGGAAGAUCUACAACUCACUGUACAUUGGAUCCCAAGAUGCACUUGUGGCUGCUUAUCCAACAUUAGAUGAUGAGGAGAACAAUAUUAGCAGGCCAGAGCUUUUGAUGUUCGUUUAAACAUGCCAUGAAGUCUAGAAGCUACUUUACACAUUGAAAAUAUUUGAUGCUUCUGUUAUAUAAAAGGUCUCUGGCAUGGCUUUAUUGUUCCAGUUUCUUCAUGUUCCAUCCUAAAUUCUGUGGCAAUCGGCUGUUGGGUUUUGCUCCAUAACCCCUUUGUACUGCAUCAAGUAAACUGUCAAAUAUUGUCUGCGGACAUUUUAUGGUGCUUGGUUUCUGUUCUUCAUUUUGCUAAUUUACUAGUGAGCUGCUGCAGGCAGUGGCUGGGACUGGAAAUACUGUGGUAUUAAAUAUUGACAAACUCCUUAAAUGGGAAGUUUCUUUGAUCAUCA